GAAACGAAGUUUCUGCAAAACAAUUUAACCAUGUUUCUGUCAAGAUUUGUAGGGAGGACAGCUCUAUUGGCAGCUGCUAAAUCGGAAAGCUCAUCCGCCUUCUCCGCCGCCGCCGCAUCUAACCCUCUUGAGCAGUUUUUUGAGGCUGAUAGAAACCCCGAUGAUCAAAAGCCUGUCUACGGUCGAAGUUGGAAAGCUUCUGAACUGCGUCUGAGGUCCUGGGAUGAUCUCCAUAAGCUAUGGUAUGUUCUGUUGAAAGAGAAAAACAUGCUGAUGACACAACGACAGAUGCUUCAAGCCCAGAAUCUACGCUUUUCCAAUCCAGAACGCAUCCCCAAGGUGAGGAAGUCGAUGUGCCGUAUCAAGCAAGUACUUACAGAAAGAGCAAUUGAAGAUCCUGAUCCGAGGAGGACUGCAGAGAUGAAGAGGAUGAUAAAUGCUCUAUGAUAUUGUACUAAACUGCCUAUCACUUUUCUUGAAGCCUUCGAAUUGUUUUCUUGUGAGAUUUGAUGUUGCCUUACUGUUCUAUGUGUAGGAUUGCAUCCUUCCAUUAUUGAAUCAAACACAGUAGGUUUUUAGGGACAUUACUUGUCUGUCUUUGUCUGUUUUGGAUACGAACCACAUAAUCAAAAGGAAUGACCCAUUGGUGUGUAUUCAA
Messenger RNA from Hibiscus syriacus, 658 nucleotides. Its product is annotated as 39S ribosomal protein L47, mitochondrial-like. The coding region runs from base 31 to 447 and encodes 138 amino acids. The record is from RefSeq and is a predicted model, not a curated record. Gene Ontology annotation, cellular component: mitochondrial ribosome; mitochondrial large ribosomal subunit. Lineage: Eukaryota; Viridiplantae; Streptophyta; Magnoliopsida; Malvales; Malvaceae. The transcript is spliced from 3 exons. Gene Ontology annotation, molecular function: structural constituent of ribosome. Gene Ontology annotation, biological process: mitochondrial translation.